Messenger RNA from Folsomia candida, 777 nucleotides. RefSeq lists its product as uncharacterized. The record is from RefSeq and is a predicted model, not a curated record. The coding region runs from base 1 to 777 and encodes 258 amino acids. NCBI's taxonomy places the organism in Eukaryota, Metazoa, Arthropoda, Collembola, Entomobryomorpha, Isotomidae. The transcript has 3 exons.
AUGGACAAGAAAGGAGCUCGUUUGUCAAACGAGCUGUCUAGAUUGGGACUCUUGUAUGCAGAAAUGAACAAGAUUGAUUUUGCCACAUUGUCACAAAUUCAGGGGUUAGAAGCAAGAACAAUCACUCAAAUCAAGACAAAGCUUCGUGCCCUGAGGUGCAAUCCUUCACAAUGGGCAAAAUUUUUGACCCUUGGGCAAUUUUUAAAGGGUGGUAGAAGCAGUUUUGACUACCGAGUACAAUUCCGUGAACUGUGCGCCAUUUUAACGGGACGCGAAAAAAAACAAAUACCAGUUGUGACACUGUCCGAUGAUGACGAUGACAAAGACGAGGAUGGUGCCGAAUCAUUAGUCAGACCAAUACUAGUUAAAGCUCCAGAGACAAAUCAUGUGACGGAAGAGUACAGCAAAUCAACAUCAGAGGACCCAGAAAUUCCUUUUGCUGACCGAGAGCAAGGCUUAGAUGAUUGCGAAGACCCCCUGGAUAAAGCGCUUGAAUACGUAUCCAAGUUUCAAGGGUGGUCUAGGGUGGAUAAUAUUGGAGAAUUUUUUAAAACAUGUGCUAGAAAGUACAAUUGUGAUGCCCAGCAGCUUGGAUUAAUUUGUACUACAUACGAAGGCGACCGCCACCGACAGGUGUCCACACAGGAUCGGUUGUUUACACGGCCUCUACCCUCAGCGUCGUCAUCAUCAUCAGACGGAUGCGAGAAGCAGCCGGAUGCCCUGAAAUUCGCCAAAAUUAUUGUUCAUUUACGACAACUAAAUAACAAUACAAGAUAA